AUGGAAGCCAGCAUUUUGGCAGAAUUGCUUCAGGCAAAUGAUAAUUUAGAUUUGAAUUUAGCAGCACUGGAGCAGCUAUCCUCAAUUGUGCUACAGGCAGAAAGUGCUGAUUCACUCAAAAAAUUUUAUCCUCCCACGAGUUUUGUUCCAAUCUUGGUCAACUUCUUUCUUGAUGCAUCUGUUGAGACUAUUGUUCUUGAAACAGCGGCUCGAGUUAUGACAUACUACGUACAGCUAUUACCGUUUGACACAAUUGCUUCCUUGACAGAUCAAGAAUCACUGUUUUGCGCUAUUGCGCAUCGAAUAUCUCGAUGCGAUCUUAAUAGCAAAAUCGAGAGCGAUCUUGCCCAGCAGCUAAUAAAGAAAAGGGCAACUGGUCAAAAGGUGCAAGAUCUUCGACGGUGGAUUUUCAAGUUACUUAACUUAUCCCUUCAUCGUGAUGCCAUUGUUAAAUUUGGCGCCCUAGAAAGCCUAAACAAUAUUGUGAAUUUCUACCUCAAAUAUUCGGUGCAUCUUGGCUGUAUGAAUGAGGCCUUAAAUGGUGACCGUUUACUCGAAUGCUUGCUAUUUUUGCUGAUGUCAGACAUGGAAUCCUUCAGUCACUUCUCCAAGCUUGCACACUCGGAUUUUGAACCAUUGAUUCUAAACCUGCUUGACGGCCUAAUCUACAUCACUCUUUACGAAGAAAAUGAGCCGUUCGUUGUGCAGCAGUCACCCUCUAUCUGUACAACUGCAGAUGAUCCGGAGAUUAGAGAAUCCUGGAAAAGAUUUCAGGCAUACGUCUCUUUCCGUGUUUCUACAGAAGUUAAGGAGUCACCGUUUGCAUCCUUCUUCGUCCCUCAAGAUGGGCAAGAUUAUUCUCCAUUUCGGUCAAAACUGGAUAAUCUUGGCUUAUCGAACGAUUUAGACAUUGUCAGCAAUGUAUUUCAUCUUUGGAUUAAGCGCGCAAUAGUGAAUAAAACAAGUAUAGUCGAUAUACUUAUGGCUAUGAAUGCUGUGCAAAUGAGGACUUGUUGGUACGACUUGGGGGGGCGAUCUCUACUCGCCUCGGCUGUAGACAGUCGCUAUCCAUCCGCGAUGAUGGCUUUGGUUAAUCGCGGGUCAGAUCCAAAUUCUGGUCUCAAAGAAACUCCUUUACAUGUCGCCGCCUCUCAAAGUGAUCUUGAAUCUUUGCGCUUUCUCCUCUCUCUUCGAAAUAGUAAUGUUGGAGUUGCUACCAAUCCACUUCUUCGUGAUACGCUUGGUCGUACUCCAAGGGAGUGUUGCGAAAAGAGCGACUUAGCUGAACUGCUAAGAAUUAAUGAAGAAGAGUUCCAAGCACAGUUCGGAAUCUUGCAAGAAGGAACAUCGGGGCAACUCAUGAAGAAAAGCCUUCCACUGCUCAUUAGGGGAUACAAUACGAGCAUGAACCCUUUGUUAAGAUUACAGGCCCUUUGUUUGAUAACCCGUGUCUGCCGUUCCUGUCCUGGAUAUGCUAUGAUCAAUCUCACAUUGAAAGAAGAGGAACAGGAAACUUCGAAGAACCAGACCAUACGAUUUUCUCUACGAACUCAGCUUCUCAAUCUUAUCACAUCAGGGCUCAAUCAAGGGUGUACAUCGGAGGCAUGCCAAGUGCUCUCCCUAAUUUCGGCGCUUGUGGAUCACCCGGGUGUACGGGAGGGUUUACAGCGUCACGGAGUGCUCGAAUUCCUUUCAUGGCGAUUAGAGGCUGAAGCCCUAUUAAAGGAAAAUUUACAAGAUGUGAGUGAACACGAGAAAAAGUGGAUUAUUUAUCUGCCCAACGACCUGACUGAUCCAGAGGAAUAUGUAGCGUUAUACAUUGAAGUAAAACUGCGUCAAAUAUUGGAUUACUUGAUGGUUCCGACAAUUUUCGCAACCCUUCUUACAUGUCCUGAAGUCAUGAAGGGCGAAGAAACACAAUCCACUCCUGAAAUAGAUCAGGCUAGAGCGAGGAACUUGGAAAAGCUUGAGGCGAAAACAAUCAUCCUCGGUUCAAGUGCUGAAGGUGGUCAGAUCAGAGAUAAUGAAGACGCGACCUCCCAGUGGUUAAAAUGUCAAGCGUGCAUUAUGCGAACGUGCGGUUGUAAAGCUGGUGUCAUCCCCUUGCCUCUCAAGUGUACGCAAGCAAAGGUAUCCAGUCCAGAGACCUUACACGGUACAUGUGGUACUCUACUUUGUAAGCCAGAGUACAAACUCCCUAUCGAGAAAACCGUUGCAUCUUCUAGUAAGCUUGCUCCCGAAGAUAGAGCCUGUGUCACAAAGAAGACUUCUAUCGCCACCUGCAGGGAGCUUAAUCCUGAGAAAAGGCCGCUUUCCGCACCCACUACAAAGUCGCCUUCAGAUUCUACUGAUAAUCAUCGUUUUGUGGAUCUGUCAACACCAAAUCAGGAAAGUCCGAGUAUUUUUAAUUUCGAUUAUACCCGAACUCGUUUACGCACCACAGAGAGUGAUUUUGAAUCUGAAGGAAAUCAAAAUUCAAAAACUAAGGUCAAUCCACUGAAUCGGCUAACUGCAGGACUUCUAUCUCUCAGUGUUAGCUCAUCAGGGCUUGUAGUGGGCCUGAGAGAAGCUGUGGGAGCGGAACGGUACCUGAAAGCCCUUGAAACUGCAGAUAAUGAGAUGGUUACAUGUAAUCACAUUGAGUGCACCGGAGCUUUCGACCCAGAUUUUUAUCGGCACUCAAUUAAGAGCUGGAUCAAGGAUCGAGAAGAACAAAAAACUGCUAAACAAACCUUAUUAGAUGAUGUCAGCUCGGAGAAAAUUAUCAUUUCACCGUCAAGAUUUGGUGGUGUAAGGUUUUUCGGAACAGAUGGCUCAUUGAUUUAUAGAGCUAACGCUUUUUCGCGAACUGCCAGAUUACAAAGACUUCAUCCUUUUCUUGAGUCUCUGACGCUCAGUCAAAGAAAACUCCUCCGAACCUUCUAUCGUAGUUGCUACCUUCGGAAGCUUCGUGAUUGUUUCAUUCAAAGAGGCACCGAACUUUUGGAAACACUGAAACCCAUAGUUACAGCAGAGUACAGUAAAUACACGUUAACUCUCAUGAGCAUGGCAAGGACCUGCGAGAAUAUAACAAAGUCUGAAUGUAAAACUCACAAAAUUGAGUUAUCACAAUGUCCCUCCUUGCAUGAUUCCAUAUCUAACGCUACGCCCUACGAAGUUGUCACUUCUGAAUUGAUUCCAGCUCUACUAGCUUUGUUUAAGCACUGUUCGCACGACCGUCUAAGAGAUUUGUGUUCGUGGGGAGAUUCCAGUGUCUUCAAUAAUGGUAUAGUCACAUCUCAACAGCGUGUUUUGAAGAACUUAUUUGAGGAUGCUUUGGAAGGACUUAUUAGAAAACUUAUCGAAACAUUUGAGUUAUUUGAAAGGUAUCCUUUAGCCUUGCCUAACCUUGGGGGCUCCUAUGAACAACUCGUUCAACGCUCAAUUUAUUUGCAACCGAAAUUGCGAGGUAUCUCGAGGACUCAGUCUCCUUCAAUGGCCGGUAGACAAAUACAUUCAAGAAAAGUCGAUCUCUCCAAUUAUCGCAUCUACACAGCGCCCCUGGUAACUUUUCACCAGCUGCGGAAUUGGCUCCAAGAGAAGACAGAUAAUUCGCCCUGGUAUAUGGAUGUACUUGAAAGCGUAGGAUUCAUGCAAGACGUGUCAAAACCGGAUCAAGAAAUACUCCUCGUGCCCCCAUCAGAAAGUGUGGCCAAUUUAGAAUCGGAUGUCACUAAAGUUGAAAAAAGUGAAAAUCUAAAGAUCUACUUCGGUGGCCUUUUCCAUUGGCUUAGCACAAAUGGAGGCCGAGAACUAAAAAAUCGCGUGAAUCCUGCCCGCUUCUUCAAAAGGAUAAAAAUAAGCACAUCAGACACCAAAAUCAACAAUCGACCAUUCCAUCUAAGUAACAUAAUCUACAAAGAAGACAGUAACAAGGGUGAUGAGGAUUCGACUCAAACUCAUUCACCUGUCUGGAUUAAGAUCAACGUACGCGGGCCCCAAAGUCAUAUCGUUCCGAUGUUAAACCAACCCUGGAUCUUUAUUGAUACGGGAUUCCUGUUGGAAACGAGCCACUACCUCAUAAAGGUUCCGAUGUCAUCCGGUCAGUGGCCUCGUUUGCAGCAUUGGAAGUUGUUGGCUUCUGAUGACAGCAAAUCGUGGGACUUGCUUUCUGAGCAUCAUGUCUAUCCUCGAGGCCAAACUCCAUCUUCAUAUUGGGGUUCCCAAGGAGAGCGAAUCUGGGCCGUGAACUCACCGAGGACUCCUUAUCGCUUUUACUGGUUGAUUAGUCUCCUUCAUCCCCAUAUUGGAUCCACAGAACCUGAAGCUUACCCGAAUUCAGGGAGCACUCCCAACCUCUCUCUUGGCCAACUUAAUGAGUCUUCAAAUUUCAUUGAACUGCAAAAUAUCGAAUUUUAUGGAUGCUUAAAAAGCGUCUGCUUAACUUCUAAGUUUGACGUCAUUGAAGACACGGUUGAUUAUCUUGCACAGAUCAAGCCAGGAAUUAUAGUAGUUUUAAAAAAUUUCCAACUUCCAGAAAGCUAUUUGAAAGAAAUAUGGCCACCUUCUUCCAAAAAUGAUGGAGAAAAUCCACCUUGGCUGUCAGAGGCAUCAUCAUUGUCAUUGGGACUAGUGCUCUCGAGAGUUGAGAGCGGUUAUGCAACAGUUGCCUGGUUCAAGCCCAUCCCAAAUGAAAAUCAGGGCGAGUGUUCAUCUUGUGUGGUCAUAGAACGCUCACCAAAGGGGAAAGAUAACAGCAGCCAGCCCAGUAGAUUUAUUUUCUCAAGUCAUGUAGUAAAUCACACUUCAUUAAUGGAAUUAGCUCUUCCUGAUCCUGAGAAUUUGGCCCUACAAAGCUUUGCCAAAAACAUAGCACUUUGUGGAAACUUGACCACUGUGAUGGAAGAGGAAUGGGGCUUACGACAAAAUACAGCAACACAAAAUUCUGUUGUAUCGAUAGACCAGCCUUUGGGUGAAGAAGUUAUAAGACAAAAGAAAGGCGAAACCUUGGAGACAUUACAUUCACCCCAGUUAUCGGCUUCAACACCUGUCAAUUUCGGUCAGCUAGUUCUGCCUUACUGCGGGGAAGCAUUUCGGCUGAGUGACUUCCACUUUAAUAUUUCUUUUUAUGGGUCAUCUCUAUCACCACUACGGACUUUGCAUAGUGGAAGCUCGACAGUCUGUGCACUCGAUUCAUCAUCCCAGGACGUCGAUUACCGUUUAACAGCCCCACACGCAUAUGACAUCCUCACACGUGGCAUCGAUAGCUCUAAUCAAUCCAAGAUCGCUACUCUUGAUGCGAAUUUACCGGGCUUUAUUCCGCCCUUCGACUCGAGAUCGGGUAGUCAGUCACAACCAGCCACGAUAGCGUUCGAUCCCAGCGAAGGGAAUUAUGAAUUACGAGGAGAGACGGAUCUGAGGAGUCAGAAGUUGCAUUUAUGGCUAAGUUGGAAUAGAUCUGAUCCAAGUGAAGAUGGGAUGUCAGCAUCGAGCUUGAAUUCAGUGAAGAUAACUAUUCCUGGUCCUAGAGGUCAACAACCGCUUCCAAAUUCCGACAUUUCAAUUUUCCACUGCUGGAUGGAAGGAAUCGGAGUGGCUGAAGAAUUUCCUGGAUGCGGAAGGCUAAAACGACCAAUUAGUCCGACUUUGAGUAACUGCCAACGGACGUACACACUUAAUUACUCCUAUGAUUUGAAGCCGUCCGCAAUUUCCGAGGAGGGAUUACAUGGAGAAGAUAAUGCGUCACUCAUUUACUCGUCAUUAGACAAACUCCCCUUCAUUAUUCCACAUUCAGAUAACACUCCCGGUCAAAAAAUUACUAGCGCCGAUUUGGUGGAACAAUGUCUGAGCCUCCUGCAUAUUCUCCAUGAUGUCGCAUCUUCGAGUGAUCCGAACCAGCAGCCACUUACUUCCUUUUUCAAAGGCGGCGUCAUGAAUCCCAUGUCUCACCCUCUGUCUUGUGCUGCAGACGCCUUCUUUUCAUCACGUCUAAGAAGAAAAGUUCAAACAUUUAUGGAUAAUCCAUGGUCCAUUAUUCAAGCGGCAGGAAAUCCCGUUUCGACAAAGAUUUCAGACGAAAUAGAUAAAAAUAGCAUUGAUAUGAUCACCUGGUGCAGAAUGCUAAUGCAGAAAUAUCAUUUUCUAUUUCCUUUCUCCAUACGAGUCGACUUCUGGCAAGUUACGAGCUUGGGACUUGGCAGGUCGAUUACCUGGCUUCAGCAGCAGCAACAAAGACAAACUGGAGGUCAGUUGUCUGUUUUCGGUGGUAUUGGUGGUGCUCACGCGAUUCUGGGUGCAUAUUCUCAAAGUGCUGACGUCGAAUCAAAUUCUGCUACCAUCCUGAAGCUUCGGAUUUCAGCUUCCGACUUCAGUUAUCUGUGGGGACCAUCAAUACUUCUCAACUUUACGAAAGAAUCUGACAAGGAUCUCACUUGUACAGACGAUUGGAUUGAGGAUGGCAGUACCCCAGUAGCAGAUAAUAUAGAGUCACUCAACCGUUUGCCCCAUCCACAGACGCCUCCGCUGGGAUUUGACACCAGUACUGUGACUAGCACAUCAAGCUCCCCGCCUUCCUACACUCAGGCCAACGGUCUCAACUUGUUGGGUCGCCUGCAGCGCGAGGUGGCGAGCGUCCCUCGACCGUCAGACAUGGAGGAGGAUGGUCAAUGUAGUUUUUGGCCUGCCGCAGUGCGGCUUCUCAUUGCACACGCUACGAGAAAGCAGGAGCUGGAAGUUGGCUUCGAGAAUGAGGAGGGCACCGGGUUGGGACCUACUAUGGAGUUUUAUGCGCGGAAAUCACAUUGUAUAUGGGUGGCAGAUUACGCUAGUACUGAGAAAGGUUUUGGAGAGCAUGUGAAAAUUGCGGCUGAAAAGGGCGAAUUAGAAAAGGGCUGGCGAGUGAGUGGGUCCGAGAAGGUAAUAUAUGUACACCCGAGAAAUGGCCUCUUUCCAGCUGCGUGGCCAGCAAACGCGCUGCCGCAAGGAGCGGAAGAGCGCUUCCGCGUCCUCGGCAUCGCCCUCGCCAAGUGCCUUCAGGAUCAACGUCGAAUGGAUCUUCAUUUUUCGACGAGUUUUUUGAAACUGCUAAUGGACCAUGGAAAAACCGAAACGAGUGAUUUAGCCCGAAGGUUGGAGGAUUUUAUGGAAAUUUAUCCAGAACAAGGCAAAUUCUUUUUGCUAUGCCUUAAAUAUUUAAAUUGCGCAAAGACAACUGCAUCCACCCCUGAGGAUCGUGAACAGCUCGAAGUGAAGUACUUUUCUUCGAAACUAUCCGAUCUUUGUCUUACUAUGGAGUUCCCCUCAAUCACCACGAAGUUUGGCCAAAGUUCAUUUAGACUGGAGGAUAGAUAUGAUUGGGAUAACCCUGAAUCUCGCAUCCAACCACAACAGCAUAUUGAGGAAGCAAAAGUGAUAGACUAUGAAAAUCUGGAAAUUUACAUCAAAAGAUCGAUCGAUUUUGCAAUGAAUAAAGGCAUCGAAAAGCAAAUAAAGGCUUUAAGAGCAUCCAAACAAGAUGCUAUUUCACGAAGACACUCCAGACCGAAACUCAUUUCUCGUAUUCAUAAUUUAUCAGUGAUCGGUGUUUUCUACGUUUCAGACGGGUUCAAUCUGGUUUUUCCGCUGGAAACGUUAGCCAUCUUUACUCCCGACGAAUUAAGUCAGCUAAUAUCAGGAGAUAUGUCACCAAAUAAAUGGACUUAUGAAGAAAUGUUAGCCGCAUUUGAACCUGUGGCCGGCUACACACGACAGUCACCAACCUACUUGAUGCUUCUGGACGUUCUGUUAGACUUCACAGGACUCGAAAGAAAGUGCUUUGUAAAAUUUGUAACUGGUUCACCUAAUCUUCCACCAGGAGGAUUCAGAAAUCUUCACCCCAAAAUAAAGGUAGCGAAAAAGGAUGCGGGCACCUCCGGACCAUACCCCAGUGUAAACACCUGCAUGCACUACCUAAAACUACCCGAAUACGACACAGCGGUACAAUUGAAGGAGAAGCUGCUGGAUGCCGCAACCCAGCCCGGGUUUUUCCUGAACUAA
Messenger RNA from Echinococcus granulosus, 8013 nucleotides. Its product is annotated as E3 ubiquitin-protein ligase UPL3. NCBI's taxonomy places the organism in Eukaryota, Metazoa, Platyhelminthes, Cestoda, Cyclophyllidea, Taeniidae. Bases 1 to 8013 code for a protein of 2670 amino acids. Gene Ontology annotation, molecular function: ubiquitin protein ligase activity; protein binding. Gene Ontology annotation, biological process: protein polyubiquitination; proteasome-mediated ubiquitin-dependent protein catabolic process. The record is from RefSeq and is a predicted model, not a curated record. The transcript has 28 exons.